CAAACUCCUCCUUCAAGAAUCGCACGAAACGAGCUCAGAGUGACUAUGCUCCAUUUCCUCGCUCGAAGCUACGAGCGUGAACCAACGCAAAAUCUUUAGGGCCUUGCGGAGUUCGUACCGCCAUCGAGGCAGAGCUCGAGUACAGAGCUCGAGUACGAUCGUCGAACGGGAACCAUAUAGAUUCAUUCGCGUUCCCACACGUGCGACGACCAACCCCACUCUCCAGUUCGCCACUUCCCAGACCUCACUCGCUCGCCUCGAAAACAAACAAGAACGAGGAACAGCAGAGAAACAAGCACAGCCCAGGCUGAGCGCUUUCUCCUCGCCGUCUCCUCGCCUCCUACUCCUCCUUCUCUUGGCCUUCUCUCAUUGCUGCAUAAACCUUCAAGAAAUCCCCACCCAGAUAGGAGAAAAGAUCAAGUGGGUGUUCUUCUUUCGCUUCUCAUCUCCCUUCCCAGAUCUCUUCUCGAGCUGGGUCGUCACUGAGGAGCUGCGAAGGGCGUCCAUUCGUCUUUCUAGUGAAAAGGGAGACAUGGCGAGUUAUUCGUCGAUGGUUGCGGCAUUGCAACUCGCGAGUUUGGAAAACAAACUUGUUCUGAAGAGAGUUUAUUCUUUCAAGUCGAUGCCCGGUAAUUAUGUCCUCAAGCGGUCCGUAAAUGAAGUAGCUUUGUCGCUUCAUAGUAAGGCUAGUGUCCGUCGAUGCUCUGUGGGGAAAGUGGAGAAGUUUGUGGUCAUGAUGAGCGUGUCGCAGCCACAGGAUGAGUCCCAGUCUGUUGGUGCGGUUAACACCGGGAUUUUCGAAGAAAAGGGAGCUAGCGGAGUAGCGGGGAAGAAUCUUAAGAUUGUGGAAGAUGACUAUGAGUUGGUGACAGAUCAGAAUGGUAAUGGCGGGGAUAGCUUCGACGGUAUUGGCGGCAACGGGGGAUUCUCAAAUGGGAGAGGUGGUGGCGGAGGUGGUGGCAGAGAUGGUGAUGACGGGAAUGACAAGGAAGAGGAGGAGUUCGGGCCUAUCAUGAAGUUUGAGGAAGUGAUGACGGAAACCAAGGCGCGGGGGGUUACUCUUCCUCCGGAUAUGUUGGAGGCGGCAAAGAGUGUCGGGCUUCGCAAGGUUCUUCUGGAAAGAUUCCUGGAUUUGCAGGGUUCCAGCUGGCCAUUGGGCUUUGCAAUAAAGUCAUGUUCCAUGCUUCGGAAUCGAAUGUUGGCUGAUCCAUCAUUUCUAUUUAAAAUUGGAACAGAGAUAGUUAUUGAUUCUUGUUGUGCAACAAUUGCGGAAGUUCAAAAGAGGGGCAAAGACUUCUGGGCAGAAUUCGAGCUGUAUGUCGCAGAUCUUUUGGUUGGGGUGGUGGUCAACAUUGCUUUAGUUGGUAUGCUAGCUCCUUAUGCUAGGAUUGGUCAACCUUCUUUUGCCAAGGGAUUCCUCGGGCGCAUGCAGCAUGCAUAUGCAGCCCUUCCUAGCAGUGUAUUUGAAGCUGAAAGACCAGGGUGUAGAUUUUCUGUAAAUCAGAGAGUAGCCACAUACUUCUAUAAGGGAGUCCUGUAUGGUGCAGUUGGGUUUGCAUGUGGUAUCAUAGGACAAGGAAUCGCGAAUCUGAUCAUGACAACAAAGCGGAACAUAAAAAAAUCUGAAGAGGACAUUCCAGUGCCACCUCUUGUGAAGAGUGCAGCUCUUUGGGGCGUGUUUCUUGCUGUCUCUUCCAACACCCGGUAUCAGAUAAUCAACGGACUAGAGAGACUGGUGGAAGCAUCGCCUCUUGCCAAGCGUAUGCCGCCCGUCGCAAUGGCCUUCACGGUGGGGGUACGUUUCGGAAACAACAUAUAUGGUGGCAUGCAAUUCGUGGACUGGGCAAGGUUGAGUGGAGUGCAAUAGUUAUCUAAUUUUGUCCCCUUCAGUCAUCAGCUCAUCGAUUGUAAGUCUAGAUGCUUCGGGCCAUUUGGUUAGACUGCAUCAGGGCAUGUAUCCCCCUGGAAUAGGCGUCGAAAUCUUUAUUAACGCUUGGUGAUUUCUGAGGCCGGGUUCGAAUUCCUGCUUGGCCAUAAUGCAGAGAUUGAGUGUUGCUCUUGACCUUAGGAAGUUUUUCUGCAGAAAUGAAUUUGUAACAUACUGUGGGAAUAGCGCAUCAAGUGUCAAAGGGCUAACUUGUUCACAGAUCUGAAAAGAUCGAAUUUCUGUGGUCUGGUUUGUUGAUAUAUGUGAUCAUUGUGGUCAUUGUCCUGGGCA
Molecule: messenger RNA, 2218 nt
Organism: Eucalyptus grandis
Lineage: Eukaryota; Viridiplantae; Streptophyta; Magnoliopsida; Myrtales; Myrtaceae
Product: protein RETICULATA, chloroplastic
Exons: 8
Coding region: 533-1867 (444 amino acids)
Biological process (GO): plant organ development
Cellular component (GO): chloroplast inner membrane
Source: RefSeq, a predicted model, not a curated record